Messenger RNA from Astrephomene gubernaculifera, 7688 nucleotides. The record is from the annotation of a GenBank genome assembly. NCBI's taxonomy places the organism in Eukaryota, Viridiplantae, Chlorophyta, Chlorophyceae, Chlamydomonadales, Astrephomenaceae.
GCGACGACCUGGUUAUUGCUCAGCAAAAUUACACGCUCGCACUAAACAGCACAACGGCGCUGGAGGCUGCUCUAAGCUGUCCUGAAAUUCUGGAGACGGGUGUCCUCGCACCUGCAACUCACAUAAUAGCACUACUCCUGGAAACCGGAGAAGGACUCGCGGACCUCCAAUAUGACCCCGCUAGCUACCAAACGUACGGCAGGAGCGUUUGGCUGAUGGAUCCAUGGGGCGGCUGUCGUAUCGCCACACUGAAGGCGUCGUACAGACAGCAGCAACAGCAGCAGCAGGUGUCGUUGCAGGUGGAGCAGGCGCCAUGCGACUGGAGGCUGCAGUACAUCUGCAUGCCCAACCGGACGCUGGAGAAGCUAACGGAUGAGAUCACCCCCUACAACCCCUACUGGACCCCCGACGCGCCCGACCUCCCCCGUCCCAUCCCUUCCCUCGGUCUGCUGCCUAACUACACCCUCCGCUCCUCCAACCUCAGCCUGGGCCUGGCAUCCACAUCCCUGCCUGACGGGGUCUCGGUUGCCGCCGGCAGCGAUGCCUUCCUGGCCCGCGGUCCGGUGGUGAACCUAGUUGGGAUGUGGGGCGGUGAUGGGCUCCGGAGGCUGGGUGUGGUGCAUGCGGCGGACGGGGAGCUGGUGCUGGCGGGGGCGGGGGCGGAUCUGGUGGAUGCCGUGCUGGCCAUGAGCGGUGGAACGGAUGACUCCGCCUGGGCCGCCUUCCCCCUCAUCCGCGAGUACGGCAGCCCCUUCCUGCAGCGCUCGUACAUCACCCGCGUGGAGGGCUGCAUGGGGCUGGGGGCGGUGCAGCGGCUCAUGGUCACCACCUCCAUCGGGGCCACCUUUGCGCAGGGAACCGGCCGUUGCAUCUCCAACUUCCUGGAGGAGGCGCCCCUCGGCGGCUACCUCGCCGGGCUGGACAUCGCCUACCAGCCCGACGGUGGCAGCAACCCGGGUCCCACCAGCACCGCCAACUUCACCACCCCCAUUUUCCCCAACAUCCUGCAACUCAAGCUGCUUUGGGCGCUGCCCAGCGAAGCAGGCGCCAUGCGUGUCGUACCGCCACGAACCCUCCCAGUGGUUCCGGAGCCCGCUCCCACUUGCCGUACACCCCGUGUACUGCUGCCUGCCACGGAAGUGGACGACAGUACGGAAUGCGGGCCGACCAGCCUGGGGCAGUACGGCUGUCCGUCGUACAUGUGUUGCGGCUCCUCGCACUCCCGCAUGGGUCUGUGUGAUGUGAGCUCGGACGAGUGCCAGAUGACCCAAUGCGACUCCGCCUACGGCAUGUGCGGCGCGGCCCUCUUCACCGACCUGGUCAUCGCGGCGCACGAGGGCUUCCCGACCGCCGUUGCCGACGCGGCGGCGGUGGGCGCGGAUGCCAAGAAGGGCUGGAGCUGGAGCAGGAGUGCGCGGCAGCGCUACGAGGCGGGAAACCUGGCGUUGGCGGGACUGUCGGAGCCGGUGGCGCCCUCGCCGGUGCGUAACGCCACGACGCUGUACGCAUUACGGCAGAGCGCGAGGAUGGGCUUCAAGAGCGCCUCGGAAUACUGCAGCAACUUGGACACUCUGGGCCUCAGUUGGCAGAUCAUCGAGUUGAGCGACGCGCUGGCCUUCGAGGUGUCGCUCACCCUCAGCGGCGCAUUCCUGCACUCCCUGGAAGACAGCAUGGUGUGGGUGCGGAUGCCCUCCCUGGAGCAGUCCUGGGUCGACUCCUCCGACUGCUUCAGUGCCAUGUGGGGCAUCGACGCGAGCCAGGCGCAGCUGUCCAACGUGCAAGAGGUGGACUGCGCCAGCCCCUACCGGGUGGUCUGCAAGGCCAGCUGGCCGGGGGCCACCGACAGCGGCUGGGUGAAGGAAGGCGGCAGCCAUGCAGGGCAGCGGCGCUUCACGUCAGGUUCCCAUGCGAUCAGCGUGUCACGUGUGCGCAGCGGAGCCUCCAUGUCAGGUGCCUCGUGCGUUGCUGACUCGUUGCACGGCCUGACUCCGGAUGAGGCUGCCGACCAGCUCGCCUCCCUCCUCACCAGCACCGCCCUCAACACCAGCAACCCCUCCUCCUCCACCCCCACCGGCAGCGUCAACAUUACCUCCAUCCUCGCCUCCCUCGCCCUGCGCCCCCUCCUCUCCUGGUCAAACGUCCAAGACCGGCGCAUCAUCUCCUACGAAACCCUGGCCGCCAUGGCCGUACAAUACUACCAACCCAGCACCAAACGCACCCCCUCCUCCGCCUCCUCUUCCGCUUCCUCCUCCUCAACAUCAACCCCCGGUAGCAGCAGCAGCAGCAGCCCGCCCAGCAUCUCCGUCUCCCUCCCCAACACCCCCAUCACCUACUACAGCGGAACCAAAUGGCUCCCCGGCUCCCCCCACAUACUGGGAUCCUGGGACGGCACCUGGCUCAGCCCUAACGCCAGUGACGGCGUCGUAACGCCUGCAGCCGACGACUCCAAGCAGUACAGCAUUGGAUCCUACCUGUCGUACGACGCGGGCUGGCGGUCGUUUCAGCUAGACGUGUCGAUUGGGGAGGUGGUGGUGGAGUUGUCGGGGUGUCAUGGUGGGCUGAUAGAGCAGCUGCUGGUGCACACGAGCGCGGGCAGGGUGUGGAGCACCCCCACGGGUCCGGGAUUCCUGUGCAGCUCGUCCUUCAGGCUGACAGCACCCAGCGGGGGAUACCUGGUGGCAUUGCAGGCCCUGGGCGGCAGCUACCUGGAGGACCUGGUGGCCAUCUGGGGCACUCCGCUGAAGCCGCCCUCGCCUCCUCCUCCGCUCCCCUCACCCCCGCUCCCAUCACCCCCGCCUCCGCCUCCACCGCCCUCGCCCUCGCCGUCCUCUCUACCGCCCCCCUCGGCGCCGCCACUGCCCUCCCCGCCUGCUCCCAACUCCUCCUCCGCCAAGAUCCUGUCUGCUACCGACGGACCUGGGCAGCCGCGUGAGGCCGGCGAGUUCAAGAACGUCGCCAUCGGACUCAGUGUUGCGGGCGGGGUGGCAGUGGUGGUGGCGACUGUGCUGGUGCUGUGGAUGUUCAGGACGGGACGCUGGAGGGGCUUCAUGCGCAGCCGUCGCGUUGGAGGAGGAGGAGGAGGAGGAGGAGGAGGGGGAGGAGGAGGGGGGGAUGGGGGAAACGCGUUUGCGGCUGGGGUGCUGGGUGUGGGGUCGGAAUCGGGACCGUUGGGUGGAGUUGCAGGCGGAGGAGGAGGAGAAGGAGCAGCGGCGGCGGCAGCGGCGGGUAUACAGCUGUCGGAUGUGGUGGUGGACUGUGGGGGCGAUGCGGGGAAAGGCUCCAAGGCGGACGGCCUCAAGGGCGGCAGUCCCGCCGCCUCCAACAGCAGCAGCUCCGACUCCAUCGGCGACGCCGCCACCGUCACCUCCGCCUCAACCGACAACCCGCAACACACCCACGGGGCAGGCCCGGGAGCCUCCCCAAAGCUAGUUACAGAGGCGGAGGGAGGUGGAGGGGGAGGAGAGGCUGCUGCUGCUGGUGCCACGGCAGCGACGGCGGUGAGUGCUGGUACGUACGGCAGCAGCGGGUACGGAUCUGGAUCUGGAUCAGGAUUGGGUUUGCCGGCGGCGGCGGGCGCAGGGGCGGGUACGACAGAGCUUCCGCCACGUCCGUUGUCUGACGUCCCUGACUUGGCUGUGCCGGGUAUGGGCGGUGGCGGCUUUGGCACCGGUGCUGGAGGUCUCCCCUUGGGCGGCGGCAACACCGCGCCGCCUGGCAACAACAGCAGCAGCAGCAGCGCAGCAGCUGCCGAGCAGCUCAUGCAUGCGGCGCUCUUCCAGCGGGCGCUCUACGUGCAGCGGCCCUACCUCCCCGGCUCGCCCGACGCCGCCGCAGCAGCCUUGGCCGCAAGCCACACCUCCGGCGGCCUCUCCUCCGCAACCGCCUCCGGACUAGGCACGAGUACGGGCUCCGGAACCGCCGGCACACGGACGGGAACGUCCCUGGAGCCCCGCACUCGCACGGAGAGCGGCGGCUUGGGGACCUUGGUGGCGGGAAGCAGCCUGGCGAGUCCGCCGGUGUCGCUUGAGGGGGUGAUGCUUGCGAAAAAGGGGCAACAGCAUCCAAAUCCGGAUCCGAAUCCGGAUGGGAGGAGGUUGAAUCCCCUCGGGAACCCCUUGCAUGGGGUAGGAGGUGGUGGGGUUGGGGGUGAGGGCGGUAGGCAGGGAGACGGGGAGGGUGAGGAGGAGCCCUCCGAUCCGCACGGGCAGCGCAACUCGCAGCACCUGCAACGGCACCGGCCGCACGCUGGCAGCCCGCUGGGGGGCGCGUUGACGCCGCAACAGCGGCUGCAACAGCCAUUCGAGGGAGGGCAGCAGCAGCAGCAACAGCAACAGCGGCAACUGGAGGCUGGCCCACAGCAGGAGCUGGCGCCGCUAGGGUUAGCAGGGCCGGGGGCUGCGGAGGCAGCAGCCGCAGGGGCGGCGGCAGUUGCUGGUGGGGGGGGAGCGGUAUCAUCAGCAGCAGCGGCAGCGGCAGGUGUCCUACUGCCUGCGCUGCUGUCCCCCCCGGCGCUGCAAGGGCAGCCAUACCAGGGCAUGCAGUACACGGCGGCUGAGCUGCUGCUGGGUCGGGAUGUGAUGGUGGAUGUGGAGGACCCGGGGACCUACCUGGGACAUGGUACGUCGGGGGUGGUGCGGCGGGGCGCGCUGCGGCAACCCGACGGCAGCUGGCGGCCGGUGGCGGUGAAGCUGCUUAACUCGCCGCCCAGCGACCAGGCAACGGACUCGUACAACCGCCACCUGAGGACGCUGGUGCAGGAAGUGACCAUCCUGGGCUCCCUGCGCCACCCCAACAUCGUGCAGCUGCUGGGCGGCUCGCUGCAGACGGGCGCCUCCUUCAUUGUGGAGGAGCUGUGCGGCAAGACACUCAGCCAUGCAAUAUACGAUGUCUCCGCGCCCUACACCCUAGAACGCGUGCUGCAGUGGAGCUGCGACAUUGCCCGCGGCCUGGCCUUCCUGCACCCCAACAUCAUGCACCGGGACCUCAAGCCCUCCAACGUGCUGCUGGACGAGGCGGGCACCGCCAAGAUCUCGGAUUUCGGACUUGCGCGGUUCAAGGCACACACCACGCUGCACACUCGGGAUGCGGAAGUGGGCACGACCUGCUACAUGGCUCCCGAGUGUUUCGUUUCCGCGGACGUCAAGGUGACCGCCGCCUGCGACGUCUACUCCCUGGCCGUGCUCCUCAACGAGAUGGUCACCCGCUGCCGCCCCUGGAGCGGCGUGCGCACCGCGGUGGUGGGCUUCAAGGUGGCGGUGGUGGGGGAGCGGCCGGAGAUGCCGCCCCCCGACAGCGCGCUGUGCCCGCCGGGGCUGCGGCAGCUAAUCCAGGACUGCUGGGCGCAGCAGCCCGAGGAGCGGCCCAGCAGUGGGGAGGUGCUGAGGAGGCUGCAGGCGCUGUUGGAGGAGGGAGGGGAGGGGAGGGAAGGAGGGAGGGCGGAGGGGGAGCGGGACGGGGUGGUGGGGGAGUUGGCGGGGGCGGGAGCGGCAGUGGGGAUAGCAGGGACGGAGACAGGGGGGGCAGCAGCAGCCCAGGAGCAAGGAGUAGGGAUGGAGGAGGAGAUGAGCGCGGAGGUUGUGGCUCGGGGAGAAGCGGAACAGGCCUCGGUGGGGGAGGCGCCAGAGCGCCUGGAAGCUAGUGCGGGCGAGGAGCACGAAGAGGCUAGGACGGCGGGGAUAGGGGAAUAAUUUGCGCACUUCCCGGAUGCCUCCCGACGUCCUGAGCGUUUGACAUCGGGCCGGGUCCUGGAACUGACUUGAACACAUGCCUUGACAGCUCAUGUGGCCGGGAGCAGGCCCCAUGCCACAUGGUGUGCUGACAGGUACCUGUAUGCGGACUGCUGGCCGAUUGCCUGGCUACUCCGCCUCCGCUGCUGCUGCUGGUGUGUUUGGGGCAUGUCUUGGGCAGUUGGGGGCGUGUGACCGCGACCGAAGGUAGGGUUGGAACGUCUGAGAGGCAGCGGAGAGGUUCGAUCGUGCAUGGCGACCCGCAUGCAUGCGUGUCCCGCAUGUGCUGCUGAUCCCCCGCUGAGCCGGAGUUCAUGUUCUUGCAGCAUAAUGGGCACAUGUCAUGGGGCUAGUAGGAUGUCGUGGUGAUUACGACGAUACUGGAUGUCUUACUGGAUGGCGGCGGGCGUCAGGCUUCUUCUGCGCCAAGUGCCUUGCUUUGUGCGGUGAGUGGUGGCUGUCGUGGCGACGCGGGUGGCUUGAUGCUUGGGAGGUGCUGUAGGCCACAGCGGGGGUCCACCACCCGGCCUAAGAUAGCCGUGUGGUCUAUGGUAGUCCCUGUGUUUGUGUAGGUGGAAAAGUACAGUAUUGCACUAACAUAAUGGGAAAAGCUGGCAGGUGGUCAAGUAACAGUAGAUUGUGGUGCCACGUUGUCGUGUCAUGAAAGCCAUGAAGGCCAUGUCGCGUUGCCGGAGAACCUGCUGUAUGUCAGUGACCGCACGCAUCUUGACGGUUGGCGCUGCAUUGGGCUUUGUCGCGUGCUAACAUCGGGAGGGCUCCAUCCCACGGAAGCGAAACGUUUUGUCAGGAAUUGCGAUCCAGAGGGUGAUACGGUAUGUAAGAGUAUUGGCUGCGCCGCUGUUGCAUGGUUGGGUUGAGUGCUUGGAGGCAUAAAAGGGGAUUGUUGGCCCCUGGGGCUGUUGUUACGGGACUGUUAAGAGGGGGGUGUUUAGUGUGGCGUAAUUACCGUGUGUAUGGGGCUCGACCGCAUCCUGAAGCGCUGAGUCUGUUGUGUUGAGCACCUCCCUUGGUGCCUGUGCAAGUGUAGCAUUGCGACUCUGGGUGUUCGUUGCCAUUCUGUGAAGGUUAGUAAACGGUUUGGGGGCAUUGCAGCGUGCUCGGGGCAUCUACAGCCUCCAUGGGAGGGGCGGGGCUCUAGGGGACGCUUUGGGGUUUUGUGCACGUGUAUGUAAACACCUGAGUGAUAGGGGAGUGAUGAAAUGGCGUAGCGCGGACAGAAGAAUAAAUAGUGACCGAUUGUAUUGGGGGUCUUGCUGGGGAUUCUUCGUGGGUCUUUCUCCCAACCACUUACUGGCGCGUCUUCAUCAUGUUUGUUGUUUUGCACAAAGAUGUAAUAAUGUGCCAUAACGGUUGUGUAGAACAGUCGUACGUCAUGUGUUUUCAACCUUUCAGGACAGGGACAGAAGGCACAAUUGACAAAGUGAUAUUACAAUCAGGCCAUUGCGGAAAGUGAUUCAUUCCGUAUGCUUAUUUAGUGUUAGAAUGUUACAUCGAACAUCCAGUCGAAUAAUUCAGCAAUCGUUGGAAGCGGUUGCGGGUUAGUUGUCCAACUGUUCGUCAACUUAUGUCCCUUUAUAUGACCCAGGUGGCAUUGCACACCUAGGAAAGCACCAUUCUAUUCAUUAAAACACACAGGAAAUGCAUGGGAACAGAAAGACAAGAUAACCAGUAAACAUACACGUCUCCCCAAAUGACCCCAGUGACCCAUGGUUCCGUGCGUACCAGCCGUACACCCACAACCCGCAGCAGCGAUCUCACCAUUCCGCUGCUAGCUCUCCACGAAGCUGCUUUGGCAUAGCUCCAUACAUUCACGCAUGCUUGGAAACCUAUCAAUGCUACUACUCCUUGCACACACGCGCACACAUGCAUGCGGCACCUACUCCGCAUCCCGCGACUCGGCAGUACCUUCACGCGCUCCGUUCGCUGCUGCCAUCCGCACCC